Molecule: messenger RNA, 3072 nt
Organism: Oncorhynchus kisutch (coho salmon)
Lineage: Eukaryota; Metazoa; Chordata; Actinopteri; Salmoniformes; Salmonidae
Gene: galnt1
Product: UDP-N-acetyl-alpha-D-galactosamine:polypeptide N-acetylgalactosaminyltransferase 1
Exons: 14
Coding region: 786-2459 (557 amino acids)
Biological process (GO): protein O-linked glycosylation
Cellular component (GO): Golgi apparatus
Molecular function (GO): polypeptide N-acetylgalactosaminyltransferase activity
Source: RefSeq, a predicted model, not a curated record
AUAUCGGGAUCACAGUCAUUGGGUGCGAUGCUGCCUCUGGGUGCUCUGCAACCGACAGCCGCCCGACCGACUGCCGCAGGGGCUUUCUGAACCCGAGCCGAGUGCUGCCUACACACACAAGCUACCAGCUCUCAUACUCGGCAAAAAUGCUCUGCUAUCACGUACUGACCUAACAGUAUAAUACGAUGUUUUCAAUGGACGCCGUUUCGCACGACAUUUUUUAAGUCGCAGUUUUCGAACAUGGAAAUGACCUCUUCUUCUCGGAUUAUUUUUGGGGUACAACUGAUCUCUUCAUCACACAUCGACUGGAGCAGAGUCAGACACUCCAUUUGCUAGCGCAUGCGAACAUCUCGUCUUUGGCAGUUAGCUUGGUAACGUUAGUCGACGUGUCUAGCUUCCUGGAUGUUUAGUGUCCAUAAUACUGGAUUUAGUUUUCAGUUGCCCUUGGCAUCGAGCUAGUUUUAGAUUGGGUAUGGUUUUAAACACCAUUAUCUAGCUAAAGCUGGCUAGCUGCGUGUUAUAACAAGCAAGGGAGAUUUUGUUCGUCAAAGCACAUCUGACUGGUUCGAGAUCAGCAGGGGGUUCGUUGGAAUACGGAAUGCGACUCGCUAAAUAAUCAAGCCUCGGCUACACAGGAGAAACCACAUACAUUUCUCCGUUUUCAUUCAAAAGGGAGCAUGUUUGAGUGACAAGCGAAGGAGGAAGUGGGAUCUCUGAAGCUCCUCCCCCUGCUGGUGGAGCCCCUGUACAUCUGGACCAGAGACCCCUUUACUCAGCAGGACAGGAUGCGGAGGUUUGCCUACUGUAAGGUGGUUCUGGCCACCUCCCUGGUGUGGGUGAUGUUGGACAUGUUCAUCCUGCUCUACUUCAGCGAGUGUAACAAGUGUGAUGACAAGAGGGAGAGGGGCCUGCCAGGCAGGGACGAUACAGUAUUGCGUCCCAGGGAGGGUCCAGGAGAAGGAGGUAAACCUGUGGUGAUUUCUAAAGAGAACCAGGAGAAGAUGAAGGAGAUGUUUAAGAUCAACCAGUUUAACCUGAUGGCCUCGGAGAUGAUCGCAUUCAACAGAACCCUGCCUGAUGUCCGCCUGGAGGGCUGUAAGAAUAAGCUGUAUCCAGACGAUCUGCCUCGUACCAGUGUAGUGAUCGUGUUCCACAAUGAGGCCUGGUCCACUCUGCUGCGGACCGUCCGCUCUGUCAUCGACCGCUCCCCCAAGUCUCUGCUGGAGGAGGUGGUACUGGUCGACGAUGCUAGUGAGAGAGACUUCCUGAAGCGGCCGUUAGAGCAGUAUGUCAGGAGGAUGGAGAUUCCAGUCAGAGUGGUGAGGAUGGAACAGAGAUCUGGACUGAUCAGAGCUCGACUGAAAGGAGCCUCACUCUCCACCGGACAGGUGAUCACGUUUCUAGAUGCUCACUGUGAGUGCACCAUUGGCUGGCUGGAACCUCUACUGGCCCGCAUCAAACUAGACAGGAAAACGGUGGUGUGUCCCAUCAUCGAUGUGAUCAGUGAUGACACGUUUGAGUACAUGGCUGGUUCUGACAUGACCUACGGAGGCUUCAACUGGAAGCUGAACUUCCGCUGGUACCCUGUACCCCAGAGAGAGAUGGACCGCCGAAAGGGAGACCGCACUCUGCCCGUCCGGACUCCUACCAUGGCCGGUGGGUUGUUUUCUAUAGACAGAGAUUAUUUCCAAGAGAUAGGGACGUAUGACGCAGGUAUGGACAUUUGGGGAGGAGAGAACCUGGAGAUCUCCUUUAGGAUCUGGCAGUGCGGGGGGACGUUGGAGAUCGUGACGUGUUCUCACGUGGGUCACGUGUUCCGGAAGGCCACGCCCUACACGUUUCCAGGGGGAACGGGUCAGAUCAUCAAUAAGAACAACAGACGCCUGGCCGAGGUCUGGAUGGACCAGUUCAAAAACUUCUUCUACAUCAUCUCCCCUGGUGUGACGAAGGUGGACUAUGGUGACAUCACGUCUCGCUCGUCUCUGAGACAGAAGCUGCAGUGUAAACCUUUCAGCUGGUACCUGGAGAACGUCUAUCCUGACUCCCAGAUACCACGACACUACUACUCACUGGGAGAGAUCCGUAACGUGGAGACUAACCAGUGUCUGGACAACAUGGCCCGGAAGGAGAACGAGAAAGUUGGCAUCUUCAACUGCCAUGGCAUGGGAGGAAACCAGGUGUUCAGCUACACGGCCAAUAAAGAGAUAAGGACAGAUGACCUGUGUCUAGACGUGUCCAAACUCAACGGUCCUGUCAUGAUGCUCAAGUGUCAUCACCUCAAAGGAAACCAGCUCUGGGAUUAUGACCCCAUGAAGUUGACCCUGAUCCACGUCAAUAGUAACCAGUGUCUGGACAAGGCCAGUGAGGAGGACAGCCAGGUGCCCAGCGUCAGAGACUGUACACACACUCGCUCUCAACAGUGGCUGCUGCGCAAUGUCACGCUGCCUGAGAUCUUCUGACCGCCGCCUACCCACACACGCACACACACACACACACACACACACACACACACACACUGACGGAGAGAGAGAGAGUGAGAGGAGGGAAGAGGAGGAGGGCAGAAGGGACAGUCCACGCUGAAUGGGAUGAAGCAGGGCCCUUCUAUGGUGUCUGGGAGAGGGAACAUGUUUGGACUCAAUGGAGGAGAGACUCAUACUUUUAUGAAGAGAGACUGGUGAUGUUUUAAAGAGAGAGACCUGCUCCUGGAGAGACAUAUUGUUAAAGAGAGAGAGAGAGACCUGCUCCUGGAGAGACAUGUUGUUAAAGAAAGACUCACAGAGAGAACUUCCAUGGACAAGGCGGUCUCCCCAAAGCUGCAAAUUCAUCACUUAUGUUUACCUGUGUGUGUGUGUGUGUAUGUAUGUGUGUGUGUGCGUGUGUGUGUGUGUGUGUGUGUGUGUGUGUGUGUGUGUGUGUGUGUGUGUGUGUGUGUGUGUGUGUGUGGGUAUGUGUGGGUAUGUGUGGGUAUGUGUGGGUAUGUGUGUGUGUGCGCAAAUGCGUUCUCAAGUAAAGGUGGCUCCUUAGUGAAAACAUUUUUUUCAUUGAGUUUUGAAAUGAACUCUGUUGAACUCA